Messenger RNA from Hirundo rustica (Barn swallow), 1904 nucleotides. RefSeq names its product Wnt family member 11 (gene WNT11). Gene Ontology annotation, cellular component: extracellular region. Bases 259 to 1323 code for a protein of 354 amino acids. Gene Ontology annotation, biological process: multicellular organism development; cell fate commitment; canonical Wnt signaling pathway. NCBI's taxonomy places the organism in Eukaryota, Metazoa, Chordata, Aves, Passeriformes, Hirundinidae. Gene Ontology annotation, molecular function: cytokine activity; frizzled binding. The transcript is spliced from 6 exons. The record is from RefSeq and is a predicted model, not a curated record.
CCGGUCCCCGCGCAGCCCGGCCCGGGCGAAGGUAAGCGGGGACCGCAGCGGGGUGCGAGCCGCUGCUAGGAGAGGUGGGAAGGGGACGGCGCCUCGGGGGAGCCCCUCCAAACGCCGAAGAUUGUUCAUCUCCAAGAACGAGCAACACCCAAACGGAAGGAAAAUACAUUGCACAAAAUAUUAAGAAAACUUCUUUUUUUAAAAAAAAAUUCUUUGGAGAAGCUGAUUUCCUUUGGCCAGCAGGAGAAAGUGGAGAAAAUGAAGCCAAGUCUGCGACUUUUCUUAGCUGGUUUUCUGUUGUUGAUUCUGCAGACAGGGCUUUGCUAUGGGAUAAAAUGGAUAGCGCUGUCCAAGACUCCUUUGGCUUUGGCUCUGAAUCAAACCCAGCACUGUAAGCAGCUUGAAGGCUUGGUGGUUUCUCAGGUGCAGCUGUGCCGCAGUAACCUGGAGCUGAUGCAGACCAUCAUUCAGGCAGCGCAGGAAGUGACAAAGACCUGCCGUAAAACUUUUUCGGACAUGCGGUGGAACUGCUCUUCAAUAGAGCUGGCUCCUAACUACCUGCUGGACUUAGAGAGAGGCACAAGGGAGUCAGCAUUUGUGUAUGCCCUCUCUGCUGCUGCCAUCAGCCACACCAUUGCCAGAGCCUGCACCACCGGGGACCUCCCUGGCUGUUCCUGUGGUCCCAUCCCAGGUGAGACACCUGGACCUGGGUAUCGAUGGGGAGGAUGUGCAGACAACCUCAACUAUGGUCUUAUCAUGGGGUCCAAAUUUUCAGAUGCUCCCAUGAAGAUGAAAAAAUCAGGAUCACAAGCCAAUAAACUGAUGCAUCUGCACAACAGUGAAGUAGGGAGACAGGUCUUGAAAGCCUCUCUUGAAAUGAAAUGUAAGUGCCAUGGAGUUUCUGGGUCAUGCUCUAUCAAGACCUGUUGGAAAGGCCUUCAAGAACUGCGAGACAUUGCACUGGACCUCAAAACCAAAUAUUUAUCUGCCACCAAGGUUGUUCACCGGCCCAUGGGCACACGCAAAUACCUUGUGCCGAAGGAUAUUGAUAUCAGGCCAGUCAAAGAGACAGAGCUGAUUUACCUGCAGAGCUCACCUGAUUUCUGCAUGAAGAAUGAAAAAGUGGGGUCACAUGGGACCCAGGACAGACAAUGCAACAAGACUUCCAAUGGGAGUGACAGCUGCGACUUGAUGUGCUGUGGCAGAGGCUACAACCCCUACAUGGACAAAGUGGUGGAGCGUUGCCACUGCAAAUAUCACUGGUGCUGCUACGUAACCUGUAAAAAGUGCGAGAGGACUGUCGAGAGAUAUGUGUGCAAAUGAAAACUCUCCUCUGCCCAUCUGGGAGCUGAGACAGCAGUGGCACCCCAGCACUAUUCAGAGAAAACAUUUUCUUGACUCAACAUCAUUUAUCUUGUAAAGACACAGACUUGAGAUGUUAGGAGGAAAAACAACAAUCAUACCAGUAAAAAAUAAGAACGAAAAAAACCUCCCAAAAAGCAACAAACCCACAAAUGUUUCCCCCCAACCAAUAAAAUGCUCUCUGAGAAGACAAAACCUCAUUGGGGUUGGUAUCUUCUUCCAAAAUGUUUCCUAUGGUUGCCAAUGAUGUCCAUCCAUCCAGUGCCUUAGUAUUCUGAGAAAUAAAUAUCGAAACUUUCCCUGGGGGGAAAAAGAGGAACAUUUGUUUGACAGUAACUAAGGCUCAUACCUGCCUAUGCCUUCUAGCACAGGUAAUGAGUCUCCAUUAGGAUCAUCCCAGAAGGGAAAAUGCUACAAGUUUUCAGCAAUAACUGCCUUUGUUGCCAAAGACUUAAUUUUUAGCAGGGAACCAUCCACUCUGAUGAUAAAAGUGGAAAGACUUCAGGUCAAUUCCCUGAAAUGAUCAACUAAUUUUAAUCUUU